ACUACCGCACCUUUGUUUUGUUUUUUUUAGUUGUGGAAGCGGCUUUUGGUUUAUUGAUUUGAUUUGCACCUGACUGAGUGAAGCGCCCCAUGGCACGCGAUUCUCGGUGAUUCUCGUGAGCCGCCGGUGGCCCCCAACCCAAGGACAUUUCGGCCCCCAUUCGACCAUAUUUGUAGUUGUAUUUUGGCGUUGACCCGCACCCGUUUUUUUUCAUGACCAAAACGGCGGCUGCGAUUCAAACGAAGCUCAACCGCAAAAACAUUCGCACAGCGUCAAUCAGUCGAAGCGGUACUUAAUCGGCUAUUUAUAUAUAGCCAUGUCAGUGGAAAACAUGAGAAUAAGCAAGGAUGUCGUCGGAGUUGCAGAAGGAUCAGGAUUGGGAUCUGGAGCAAGUGCAUCCGAAACGGACAAUGUGUCAGCCCUUGAACUGCAGUCUAAUAAACGCAUGCUGUACUUCAGCGAUGGAGUAAUGGAGGAGUUAUCCUCGGGUAGCGAGGACGAGGCGGAUGCGGAAAUGGCCAAGUGCUAUGGCGUGCAUUUAAAUGAGAAUGAAAUGGCAUUAGGACCACGCCUCCGAUACAAGGCCAGUCGGAUGGGUAACCGAUUCCUGGCCGGUAUCGACUAUGUGGGCGGUGGUUUGGCCUCUCUGCUGGGAAUCACCAGUAGCAAAUAUGCCAGCGAAAUGGAAAACUACCAAAAGGCCAAGGAAAAUGGCGGUGACGAGGACCUUGACAAUUGGCAAUCGCAGGCCUUGUCGAACAACAACAACACAACGAACCGGAAUGAGACCAUCGUCUUGUGCGGACCAACACGCAGUGAGGCGACCUUGCCACCCACUCGUGAAUAGGCGAAAGUCUUCACCUCCCUUACGGCAGGUGGGGUUUUCUUCGCCUAAGACGGAAAACAAAGCUCAUGGAGUAAUGGUGACAUCUGGAGACUCUUUUUUACAUGGUAAAAACCACAACAAAUGAAAUCAAAAAUACAGAUCUUAACUUUUCGACACUUUAUUCGCUAGCAAAUAAGUUACAUAUAUAUAUUAAUAAAAAAUACACAAUACAAAAUA
Molecule: messenger RNA, 1063 nt
Organism: Drosophila eugracilis
Lineage: Eukaryota; Metazoa; Arthropoda; Insecta; Diptera; Drosophilidae
Exons: 2
Coding region: 317-847 (176 amino acids)
Source: RefSeq, a predicted model, not a curated record